Molecule: messenger RNA, 2065 nt
Organism: Carassius gibelio (silver crucian carp)
Lineage: Eukaryota; Metazoa; Chordata; Actinopteri; Cypriniformes; Cyprinidae
Product: platelet-activating factor acetylhydrolase IB subunit alpha2
Exons: 6
Coding region: 375-1061 (228 amino acids)
Source: RefSeq, a predicted model, not a curated record
CCAGAAAGUGCGAGGGCGGUUGCGCAGGGAAGUGGGGAGGUGGUUGGCUGGAUGCUAUUCGGUUUACAUAACCCAAACAUUUACCGUGAUUUUUUGAAAAUACCUCACACUAUAUACCCUCAUAAUUGUUACCUCCAACGUUAUUGUUACUGUGUAGCCUGAGUCGGCUAAGGUUGCAUUGCUUUCUACCGGAGAGCUAGAAAAAGCAAAGUCGAGGUGCGCGGCUGCAGAAACACUCAUCUGCAUCUUCCACCGGACAGUCAGUCGACUGCGGUGCUGCUGUACGUGACUGAGGGAGCCCUGCCCUACUCUGCUGCACACCAGCAAUUCACUCACUGCAGACUGGAUUUGCAAACACUGUAGCCAGACUCAGAAUGAGCGCUGAGGAGAAUCCCGCUGCUGAACCUGCGCCUGUCAUCGACGUGCAGGGAGACGGACGCUGGAUGUCACAGCAUAACCGGUUUGUGCAGGAGUGCAAGGAUGCAGAGCCUGAUGUUCUGUUUGUGGGGGACUCAAUGGUGCAGCUAAUGCAGCAGCAUGAGGUGUGGAGGGAACUGUUUUCACCUCUCCAUGCUCUGAACUUUGGGGUUAGUGGAGACACAACCUGUAAUGUGCUGUGGAGACUACAGAAUGGAGAACUGGAUAACAUCAGACCCAAAGUGGUGGUUUUAUGGGUUGGGACAAAUAAUCAUGAGCACACUGCGGAUCAAGUUGCAGGAGGAAUAUUGGCCAUUGCACAGUUACUUCUGUCUCGUCUCCCCAAGGCCAAAAUUAUUGUUUUGGGCCUGUUGCCAAGGGGAGAGUUUCCUAACCCUCUGAGAGAGAAAAAUGCAGCAGUGAAUAAUCUACUUCGCGCAUCUCUUCCUCGACUCGGCCCUGUUCAGUUUAUUGAUGUGGGAGGUAAUUUUGUCCACUCAGAUGGGACUAUUUCUUCUCGAGACAUGUUCGACUUCCUGCAUCUGUCCGCCGGUGCAUACAGGACCAUGUCAACAACUCUUCAUGAGCUGCUGCUUCAACUGUUGGAGGAAACGCCCCAGGAGAGGCGAGCUUCACUGGUCUAGGAAGGGGCACCAUAUUAGUCAAUCACUGAAGAGGCAUGGUUAAGACAUGUUGGCUAUUCAAAAUGUACCUAAAAUACUUUAUUUAGCAAGACAAAGAAAAGUACAAAAAGAACAACUAACAAAAGUGGAUGUAGGACAGUUGUCAAUUUUAUAUAACCAGUAUAAAAUGUGUAUAUGUAUCUAAGAUGCAUAAUAGUCAACAGUAAGAGAAUGAAGACUAGAUGAGAAAUAUUUGUGACAAGAAAUAGUUUUUCUUUGGACAUGUUGCUUUGCGGUGGGAGCAGAGUCUCUUCAAAAUCCCAUUGUCAACCUUUAAUAGUAGCACUUUCUCUGCCAGCUUCUCUGUGCCUUCAUAUAUGCACUCAGUCACACUCACAGUGUUAUGAUGACAGCAAAAUGAUUCAGACACACAAGAGAAAUCAUGCCUUUGAAAGUAUGUCUUGCUCCCCAUUACAAGUUCUUUGGCACAGAGGCAUCUGAAACCUCAUCUUUCUCUUUUGCCCUUUCAUAUUCCCAAUAACACAAAUAUGAUAGAGGAAGUCUGGAGUGAAAACAAUCAAACCAUGUCAUACCUUGUGUGUGAGAGUUUGAGUUUGACAAAGCUCCUCUUCUUAAGCACCUAAUGCACGGCCAUGAGGUUUUCAGUGUUAAUAUUUAUCUCACUUGCAUCCGUUUUUGUGUAUGUGUCCAUGUGCUCAAUAAAGAAUUAUGUAAAGAGUUAAGUGUGAGAGAUAGUGGGCAAAAAGUGAUAUAUAAAGUUGUGUAUGUGUGUGUGUAUGUGCGUCUAUGUGUAUAUAACUAUAAUCUGUUAAUAUUAAUGCACAGUACUCUGUGAAAAGUGCUUACAUAGCUGGUGCUGGUGUAUGUGAAUGUUUUUGUGUUUGAGUGUAAGAGAUCAACCAUCUAUAACUAUUUGGCCCUCAAAGCGUGCACAAUUACUGCGGCACAACUGCCACUUGCUUCAGAUCCAAGCAUUCCAAUAAAUCAGCAGGGAUCGAACCUCA